Messenger RNA from Ilyonectria robusta, 1632 nucleotides. RefSeq lists its product as uncharacterized. Lineage: Eukaryota; Fungi; Ascomycota; Sordariomycetes; Hypocreales; Nectriaceae. The record is from RefSeq and is a predicted model, not a curated record. Bases 1 to 1632 code for a protein of 543 amino acids. Gene Ontology annotation, molecular function: oxidoreductase activity. The transcript has 6 exons.
AUGGCUCCAAGAGACAACCAACCAUCGAUCAAGCUGGCGGACACUCCGGCUCUCCCGGAUCCCAAAUACUGGGCCCACUCUGUCUCUAUCAACAAGUCGAGCCGCCUUGUCUUCACGUCCGGCAUCACCGGGCAGACGGUCGAUGAUAACUAUCCCGAGACCUUUUCCGAACAAGUGAAGGCCUCAUUCGAUAAUCUUGAAAAGGCACUCGGGGCGGUUGGCGCAUCGAUGAGGAAUGUUGUCAAGAUCACCUUCCUACCCGUCGAUUGGUCGCUCGAGAAGAAAGCAAAGGAAAUGUUUGAGCCGUACGUUAUGUCCCUAGCCGAGACUUACGGCUGGGUCAACCGACCGCUCACCACAACAAUUCCCGUGUCUUCCCUUGGGGACUCUCGAGCACUCUUCGAGGUGGAGGCGGUUGCUACGCUCUCGGGCGACGGAGUUCCUUAUACGGAUGGCUCAGAGGCCGUGGAUCGCUCCCCGCCUCCUACAGUUGUUAGUGCAGUUGUAGUAGGCGGGGGCUUUAGUGGCCUCCAAGCCGCCUUUGAUCUCCAGCAAUCCGGUUUAGACUGCGUCAUCCUCGAGGCUAAGCACCGAGUCGGUGGUCGCAGUCGGUCCCAGAAGCUGCGGACCGGGCCGGGGCUUAUUGAGCUCGGUGCCACCUGGAUCAACAAGACCACGCAGCCCAAGAUCUACGAGUUGACCCAAAAGUUCGGCCUGGAAUGUAUCCAGCAGUAUGACGCGGGUGAUUCGGUUUUACAGACUACAGACGGGACUGUCCGAAAGUUGAAAGAUGGCAAGAUUGAAACCGGAUAUAAGCUAUUCGAGCUAGAAAAUCCGUUGGAAUCGCCCCCCGAGCUCGACAUCUCCGUGGAAGACUGGGUCAAGCAAUCCUGCAGGGACAACGAACUGUCUAACGACUUAGGUCGCCACCUCGUUGCCGCUCUCGUGGGCAGAGAGGUAGGUGAAGUUGGAAUUCACUUCAUACUUGAUUACCUCAAAUCCUGUGGAGGAGUUGAUGCCGUAGGCGGAGAAGGAGAGCUGGGAGCUCAAUCUCUUAAAAUCCGACAAGGAACUUCUUCAAUUGCAACCAGCCUCGCUGACUCGUUACGUCCCCAAUCUGUCACGCUCAACAGCCCUGUUAAUGCUAUUCACCAACUUGAGGAUCACAUUAUCGUUAUCCUGGCCAUCCCCUCCAACACGUACGAGUUCAUCCAGUUCUCACCUCCGCUGCCGCACGCCAAGCGAGCCGUGGUUUCCAAGACAAUGGGUGGCGUUUACUCGAAAGCGAUUGUUACCUACAAGACCCCCUGCUUUAUCGGUCCUAUUUGCUUUUCCUGGGAGAUCUCUGAUCCUGCCCUUGAGCAGUAUUCACUUGCCUUCUUCGUCAGCGGCCCUUGGGCCAAGGAUUGGGGGGAAUUCAUCUGGGGCGCACCUAUCUCCUCCAUGGGACCAGGGCAGCUUAGCAAGUAUGGCAUGGCGCUACGCAAGCCCUUUGGAAAUAUUCACAUCGCUGGCGGUGAGACAGCAUAUGAGUGGAAGGGCUUCCUCGAGGGAGCCCUUAGGGCCGGCUCGCGUGCGGCGAAAGAGGUUACCGAUGCCCUCCAGGCCAAGCAGAAAAUGGCCACAACUUAA